Naumovozyma dairenensis CBS 421 is the source of this 1740-nucleotide messenger RNA. It is a transcript of the gene HSP60, whose product is annotated as chaperone ATPase HSP60. Gene Ontology annotation, molecular function: protein-folding chaperone binding; ATP binding; ATP-dependent protein folding chaperone. NCBI's taxonomy places the organism in Eukaryota, Fungi, Ascomycota, Saccharomycetes, Saccharomycetales, Saccharomycetaceae. Gene Ontology annotation, cellular component: mitochondrial inner membrane; mitochondrial matrix. The coding region runs from base 1 to 1740 and encodes 579 amino acids. Gene Ontology annotation, biological process: mitochondrial unfolded protein response; apoptotic mitochondrial changes; protein refolding. The record is from RefSeq and is a predicted model, not a curated record. The transcript has a single exon.
AUGUUGAGAUCAACAGCCGCCACUUUACGUCAAUCUUUGACUCUUUCCAGGAGUUUACAAUCCUCGUCUACAAUCGCCCGUUCAUAUUCAUCAUUCAAAGUACUUAAAUUCGGUGUUGAAGGAAGAGCCGCAUUAUUAAAAGGUGUAGAAACUUUAGCAGAUGCAGUUUCUACUACUCUUGGUCCAAAGGGUAGAAAUGUCCUAAUUGAACAACCAUUCGGCGCUCCAAAGAUCACUAAGGAUGGUGUUACCGUUGCUAAAUCUAUUGUCUUGGAAGAUAAAUUCGAAAAUAUGGGUGCUAAAUUGUUGCAAGAAGUCGCUUCAAAGACUAAUGAAGCUGCUGGUGAUGGUACUACUUCUGCCACUGUCUUAGGUAGAGCUAUAUUUAGCGAAUCUGUCAAGAAUGUCGCUGCAGGUUGUAAUCCAAUGGAUUUAAGGAAAGGUUCUCAAUUAGCUGUCGAGAAAGUUAUCAAAUACUUGAGUGAAAAGAAGAAAGAAAUUACUACUUCUGAAGAAAUUGCUCAAGUGGCAACUAUUUCAGCUAAUGGUGAUGUUCAUGUUGGGAAAUUAUUAGCUUCCGCUAUGGAAAAAGUUGGGAAAGAAGGUGUUAUUACUAUUAGAGAAGGUAGAACCAUGGAAGAUGAAUUGGAGGUCACUGAAGGUAUGAGAUUCGAUCGUGGGUUUAUCUCUCCUUAUUUCAUUACUGAUGCUAAAUCAGGUAAAGUCGAAUUUGAAAAACCUUUGUUAUUAUUAAGUGAAAAGAAGUUAUCAUCUAUUCAAGAUAUUUUACCAGCCUUAGAAUUAUCUAACCAGAGUAGAAGACCAUUAUUGAUUAUUGCUGAAGAUAUUGAUGGUGAAGCUCUUGCUGCCUGUAUUUUAAACAAAUUGAGAGGUCAAGUUAAAGUAUGUGCUGUCAAGGCUCCAGGUUUCGGUGACAACAGAAAGAAUGUUCUUGGUGAUAUUGCUAUUUUAACUGGUAGUACAGUUUUCACUGAGGAAUUGGAUUUGAAACCUGACCAAUGUACCAUUGAACAUUUAGGUUCAUGUGAUUCUAUUACCAUUACAAAGGAAGACACUGUUAUUCUAAAUGGUAAUGGUUCCAAGGAAAAUAUUCAAGAAAGAAUUGAACAAAUUAAAAAUUCCAUUGAUAUUACCACGACAAACUCAUAUGAAAAGGAAAAAUUACAAGAACGUUUAGCUAAAUUAUCUGGUGGUGUUGCUGUCAUCAGAGUCGGUGGUUCUUCCGAAGUUGAAGUUGGUGAAAAGAAAGAUCGUUACGACGAUGCAUUAAACGCUACCAGAGCUGCUGUUGAAGAAGGUAUCUUACCAGGUGGUGGUACUGCAUUAGUUAAGGCUUCAAGAAUUUUAGAUGAUAUUGAAGUUGAAAACUUUGAUCAAAAAUUGGGUGUUGAUAUUAUUAGAAAGGCCAUUACAAGACCAGCUAAACAAAUUAUUGAAAAUGCCGGUGAAGAAGGAUCUGUGAUUGUUGGUAAAUUAACCGAUGAGUAUGGUGAAGAUUUUGCCAAGGGUUAUGAUGCUGCGAAGGGUGAAUAUACUGAUAUGUUAGCUUCUGGUAUCAUUGAUCCAUUUAAGGUUGUUAGAUCUGGUUUAGUCGAUGCUUCCGGUGUCGCUUCUUUAUUGGCUACCACUGAAGUGGCUAUUGUUGAUGCUCCUGAACCUCCAGCUCCAGCUGGUGGUAUGCCAGGUGGAAUGCCAGGUGGAAUGCCUGGUAUGAUGUAA